Molecule: messenger RNA, 2375 nt
Organism: Malurus melanocephalus (red-backed fairy wren)
Lineage: Eukaryota; Metazoa; Chordata; Aves; Passeriformes; Maluridae
Product: potassium voltage-gated channel subfamily V member 2-like
Exons: 2
Coding region: 553-2067 (504 amino acids)
Biological process (GO): protein homooligomerization; potassium ion transmembrane transport
Cellular component (GO): membrane; voltage-gated potassium channel complex
Molecular function (GO): delayed rectifier potassium channel activity
Source: RefSeq, a predicted model, not a curated record
GACAGAGCUGGGGCAGCUGCAUUAGCAUUUAAUGGAGGGCUGGUGCCAAGAGCAGCAUCUGGUGUGGGGGUACAAAGCCAAGACAAAUCCUGUGUGUCUGCACCUUCCUGUCCCAUCAAGGGAGGGUAAAUCGAGGCAAGUUCAUGCUCUUUGCAGUUUGCUGUCAUYCAUGUCCUUCCAGGAAACAGGUAGCAUGCGACAAACGCAAACAGCUAAUAAGAACAGAAUGGGGAAAAARAGAAGUGCAGAGCUGGAAAUAGCUCCUUACAUAAAGGACUAGCGCCUCAAUCUCAUUAGUGUCUUAAGGAGCGGGCGCUUGGCCGCCUCCGACUCCCAAUGCAAACCCCAAUCUGAUCAGCAAUCGGCUUUGGGACCCUGGCAGGUGCCACGUGGCACCAGGACACAGCUGUGCCCCUUGGGCAGCCACUCCACUGCCCAGAGCUCGCAGUGCUCGACCCAGUCAGUGUGUGCCCGGUGGGAGCCUCCCCAUGAAGCCAGAGCUGCUGUCCUACAGUCUGUGACGGGAGUCACUGCCUCGGAAGGCCAGGCACCAUGAGGCAACAGUGGACCAGGCGUGCGAGCCUGUCAGCCAGCCUGAAGAUAGGGGAUCACCGGGGCCGCURCCGGACCCCGGAGGAAGAGGAAUCCCACAUCCCAUUUGCCCAGGACAGUUUGAUAAGGCAAUGGAACUCCAUGCAGAAUGUGGCAGACGAAAACCAGGAGAAGAGCCAGACUCCCAUCCAAAGGAACAAGUACCUSCUCAACAUUAACGUGGGGGGCAAAUUGUUCCAGAUAGCUUGCAAGAUACUGGCCAAGUAUCCCAUCACCCGGCUUGGGAAACUAGCCCUCUAUACAGACCCUAUGAAGAAGCUGCAGCUCUGUGAUGACUACUUGGUGCAGAAGAAUGAGUACUUCUUUGAUAGAGAUCCUAUGAUUUUCCACUACAUCUUCCACUUCUACCGCAGUGGGGUCCUGUGGGUGAUGGAAGAGAUGUGCCCUAGUAACUUUGUUGAGGAAAUCGAGUACUGGGGAAUCCAUCUGAAAUACUCCCAACGYUGCUGCCGGAUCCUGUUUGAGGAAAAGCAAGAUGAACUCAGUGAGUACCUGAAAAUAGAGAAGGAGCUGGAGGCAGAACUGGAGCCCCUGGAGUCAGGGGAGCAGUUUAAUGGCAAAUUUCUGGGUCGGUUUCGGAAGGCGGUCUGGAACCUCAUUGAGAACCCAUACUCUUCUAUCCCAGCCAAGAUCAUUGCUGUCAUGUCAAGCUUCUUUGUGCUUAUCUCCAUUGUGGGCAUGACACUGAGCACAGUGGAGGAGAUGAAAAAGACAGGGAAGAUGUGGAUGGAGCAGAUGGAGAUGAUCUGUGCCAUCUUCUUCACCUCCGAAUACCUCAUGCGCCUCAUAUCCUCCUCCAGCUUCAAGAACUUUCUGCGGGCAGCAUUUAAUGCUGUAGACCUGGUGGCCAUCCUGCCCUUCUACAUCCAGCUCCUCUUUGAAAAUAUGGAUGAAGGAGACAUGCAAUACCAUGAGGAGCUGCACAAGGUGGAGAAUGUCAGCAAACUGGGCAAAGUCCUCAAGCUCAUCAAGCUCAUGAGGAUCUUCCGCAUCCUCAAGCUGGCGCGUCACUCCACCGGCCUGCGGGCCUUCAGCUUCACCAUGCGCCAGUGCUACCAGCAGGUUUGCUGCCUUCUCCUCUUUAUUGCCAUGGGGGUCUUCACCUUCUCUGCUCUGAUACACUCGGUGGAACACGAUGUCCCCGGCACUGACUUCACCAGCAUCCCCUACGCGUGGUGGUGGGCAGCGGUCAGCCUCUCAACCGUGGGCUAUGGAGACACCGUGCCUGACACAAUACUUGGCAGGAUGGUGGCAUUUGUCUGCAUCUCCUUCGGCAUCAUCCUCAAUGGCAUGCCCAUCUCCAUCCUCUACAACAAGUUUUCUGACUACUAUGCCAAGCUGAAGGCCCAUGAGAUGAGUCAGUCACAUCAGCUUUCCAGGAGGAUCCGCUUGAAGGAGCGAGUCCUGCAGAAGUUCUCGGAGUGCUGGAGAGCUGACCCGCACUAUUACCGCUGACCACAGGCUCCCCACCCCCAGACAUCCCCUGCCCUCUGUCCUGGCCAUCUCCCCAGCAAGCCCUGUACCCCAGGGAUGCUCUGUAUGGCCAGGACAGGGUGUUUGCCUGCCAUGGGCUGAGGCAAGGGGCACCCCACCAUCACAGGGAGUGAGUGGUGAGGCUGAACUGUAACCUGUUGGAGGUUAGYAGCCCAGUGUGACCCCUGUGCAGGUGCUGCUCUACUCCCCACUGAGUGGGACAUGCACAGGCUCCUCCAGCCCUGGGCCCCCUGACUCCCUCCCAGCCRAGCAGCCCCAGCCUAGUCCAG